Molecule: messenger RNA, 6281 nt
Organism: Mauremys mutica (yellowpond turtle)
Lineage: Eukaryota; Metazoa; Chordata; Testudines; Geoemydidae
Gene: ATXN1
Product: ataxin 1
Exons: 12
Coding region: 1687-4098 (803 amino acids)
Biological process (GO): negative regulation of transcription by RNA polymerase II; nervous system development
Cellular component (GO): nucleus
Molecular function (GO): protein binding; RNA binding
Source: RefSeq, a predicted model, not a curated record
CGGAAGUAUCAAAAGGAUUUCAUGGAGAGAGGGAGGGGGGAAAUGUAUUUUUAAAAGGUCAGAAAAAAUGACCUGUGUGUUUUGAAGGCUCUUCUCAGCCAGGGGCCAGUGCUUUACAAUCCAACUCAGGCAGAGUUCUUUGUGAAAGGUUUACCUUAUGUGAAUUUGCAAGACAAGCAAUAACCAUCAAGUGUGUCUGUUGUCAUUUGCUUUUAAAGCCUUUCAUUGGUAGGAAGUGCAACACACAAAGCCAUCUGUUACUCGAAGGUAUCAGGAUCACCAAUCAGCCACCCUCAGAAUAAGCAGCUGUAAAUCGAGUGCCUAUACUUUCUAAAUAGAGUGAAGGUUUGACAUUAAUCUCCUCAAGUUGCUGAGUAGCUGGUACUGUGCCCAAACACAAAUGGGAAAACGGAAGGAGAAAGGUUAAGUGACAAGCCUAAAGCUCCGAGAGUGGGACAGAGUGGGUCUGGACUGUGAUUAGAACCUUGGGGGCUCCUGAUUCCCAGUCCUGGGUCUAUCUGUCCAUACGUCCAUCCCAUAACUGCUGUGUCUCAGAACUGGAUUAGACCUCCCUCUCCAGUCAACAUGCCAGUUUGAAUGUGAGCUUGUGCUGUGAUAGAUCAACAUUCAUCUCUCAAGAAGUCAUAUUCCACAUGGAGUAGAAAUAAAGCUGAGGCUGGUUUAAACUGUUUGGCAACUUCACUCAGACCACACAGAAGAAGUGAAAAAAUCUGCAACCUCUAAGGGGAAGGAAUGACAUUGGGGUGGCUGGAGUCUACUACACUCAGGAUUCUUCAUCAAAGAGUCCAAACUAAAGGGUUCUCUCUUCCACAAGCUGUGCUACUGUCAGGGUUGUGAUCCUGGUGUUACAUGAGAAAUUCGACCCUGGCUGAGAACCAAGCUUAAAUGGGAAUCCAGCCUAGGGGUCAACAGAGAGGACAUUCUUUUUGGCUCUUACAUCUAAAUGUGUUACUCCGCUUCCCCCCCCCCAACCUAUGGUAAUGGGGCCCUUGAGGCCUGUGUCAUUUUUUCAGGAGGAUAGAACUGGGCAACAAGCGGAGGCCGGAGUAUCAUGGAGAGAUCAACAGUCACAUUGCCGGCGAAGCCAGAUGAGGAAGCAGUUUAAGCUGUGAAUUUCUUCUUCGCUCCCAUAGAACAGUGACGACCAUCAUUUUUGUCUUCACAUAGAUGCUUUGUGAACAAGUAUCCUGGAGCACAAUGGAAAAGUAUUAAUACAAGACAUCAGAAAAAAGUGCUGCAAUGUCUAGUGUGCUGAGGGGAAAAAGAGAGACUUAUGACUGCAUCUUGAAACACUCUCAGAUGAUUUGAGGUUACAUUUUUGGAAGAUCUCAACUGGAGCUGUGAAGAAAAGAAAGGGAGGAAGGGAGGCAGUGACUGAAUGGUAUUUCUUACAUUAUUUGAAAGAGAGAAGGCCCUGGGAACCUGCAAACAAUCAGGCAGUUUCUGAAAAAUCUUUAUGGUAAAGGAUAAUCCAGGACUUCCUGUAGAAGAACAUAGUGAAUGAUAAUCCAGAGCAGCUGCUGGAGCAUUGUGCUCACAGGGAGAUGAUUCCUCAUGAAGUCACUGGAUCCCCUUCAGAAAUCAAAUGUGACUUUCCAUUUAUCAGACUGAAAUCAGAACCAGCCAGACAGUGAAACAAGAACAGUGGAGGGGGGACGGCGAAAGAUGAAAUCCAACCAAGAGAGGAGCAAUGAAUGCCUGCCGCCCAAAAAGCGAGAAAUCCCCACCACCAGCCUGCCGUCCGAGGUGAAGCCAGUGGUCCUGCCAAACGAAAACCACCGCACGGACAACUUAACAUGGCUCUCCAGUACGCCCAGCAGCCAGAGCAGCAUGGGUGGAAGGCACCGGCCUGGAGGGAGUUCAGUGGAGAUUGGCUUGCAGCAGGGUUUACACAAAACAUCGUCUACAGGAAUGGACUAUUCUCCACCGAGUGCUCCCAGGUCCGUUCCAGUCUCAACAACACUUCCCACAGUGUACUCGCCUGCACUCUCACAGUCAGGGACGCCUGUAUCCCCGGUGCAGUACACGCACCUGCAGCACACUUUCCAGUUCGUUGGGCCCCAGUACAGUGGACCAUACGCCGGAUUCAUCCCCUCCCAGUUGAUUUCCCCGACAGCCAAUUCCGCAACUUGUGCGGCAGCCUCUGCCACUGCUGUUGCAACCACUCCAUCCCAGCGUUCCCAGCUGGAGGCUUAUUCCACUUUCCUGGCCAGCAUGAGCAGCUUAAGUCAGCAGGGGCACAAAGUUGAGCAGCAUCUAGUCAGGACACCUGGAUUGAUUGCAGCAGGGUCUCCUCCACCGACUCAGCAAAACCAGUAUGUCCACAUUUCCAGCUCUCCCCAGAGCGCGGUCAGAAAUGUCUCUCCUCCGACCAUCCCAGUCCAUUUGCAUCCCCACCAAACGGCGAUUCCACACACACUCACCCUCGGCCCCUCCUCCCAAGUGGUGGUGCAGUACUCGGACUCCGGGGGCCACUUCGUUACGAGGGAUUCUACCAAGAAAGCCGAGAGCAGCAGGCUGCAGGCAAUGCAGGCGAAGGAAAUACUGAAUGGAGAGAUUGAGAAAAGCAGGAGGUAUGGCCUCUCACCCUCUGGAGAUGUGAGUCUAGUCAAAGCAGGCAAUAAACCAGCUCCUCAUCAUUAUGAGACCAGACAUGUGGUGGUGCACUCGAGUCCUGCUGAGUACAGUGCACGGGAUUCCUCAGGCAUCCGGGCCUCUGUUAUGGUUGUACCGAACAGCAGCACACCUAUUACGGAGAUGGAGGUACAGCAGGCCACCAGCAGAGAAACUCCUCCCUCAGUCCUCAAUGACAAGGGAAACCUGCAUUUAGGAAAGCCAGCCCACAGGUCUUAUGCUUUAUCUCCGCAACAGACUAUGGGCCACGAGGGGAUGAAAGCGGUCGCCACGCUGUCCCCCCACACUGUCAUUCAGACCACCCACAGCGCCUCAGAGCAACUCCCUGUCGGGCUGCCUGCGACAGCCUUCUAUGCCGGGGCCCAGCCGCCAGUAAUUGGCUAUCUGAGCAGUCAGCAGCAAGCGAUUGGUUACCCUGGAAACCUGCCACAGCACCUGGUGAUCCCUGGCACCCAGCCCCUGCUUAUACCAGUUGGCAAUGCAGACGUUGAAUCAUCAGGAGUAGCACCUGCUAUAGUCACUUCAUCUCCCCAGUUUGCAGCAGUGCCUCAUACAUUUGUCACUACCACCAUUCCUAAGAGUGAGAAUUUCAGUGCUGAGUCUCUAGCAACCCAGCCAGCCUACCAGGCAGCCUUGGUGCAGGCCCAGAUCCACCUCCCGGUGGUGCAGUCUGUAGCUUCUCCAACGGCAGCUCCUCCGACACUGCCUCCUUACUUCAUGAAAGGGUCAAUCAUUCAGUUGGCCAAUGGGGAGCUGAAGAAAGUAGAGGACUUAAAAACAGAAGACUUUAUACAGAGUGCAGAAAUUAGCAAUGACCUGAAAAUAGACUCCAGCACAGUGGAGAGGAUUGAAGACAGCCAUAACCCAGGCAUUGCUGUGAUACAGUUUGCAGUUGGAGAGCAUCGAGCACAGGUCAGCGUUGAAGUCUUGGUUGAAUACCCUUUUUUUGUAUUUGGACAAGGCUGGUCGUCCUGCUGCCCUGAGAGAACCAGCCACCUCUUUGAUUUGCCAUGCUCCAAACUCUCAGUUGGGGAUGUCUGCAUAUCGCUUACUCUCAAGAAUCUGAAGAAUGGCUCUAUUAAAAAGGGCCAGCCCAUGGAUUCAGCUAGUAUCUUGCUGAAGCACUCAAAGAAUGACAGUCUAGCUGGAAGUAGACACAGGUAUGUGGAGCAGGAAAAUGGUAUUAAUCAGGGAAGUGUACAGAUGUUAUCUGAGAAUGGUGAACUGAAGUUUCUGGACAAAAUAGGAUUGCCUGCAGCACCUUUGUUCACCAAAACAGAACCCAGCAAGCCCACGGCGACGAGGAAGAGGAGGUGGUCGGCCCCUGAAACACGGAAACUAGAGAAAUCAGAAGAGGAACCACCUUUGACUCUUCCCAAGCCUUCUUUUAUUCCUCAGGAGGUUAAAAUUUGCAUUGAAGGUCGAUCUAACGUAGGCAAGUAAAGGCUGUUUGGGGAAAGGAAAUUAGGCUAUCCCUUGUCAUUUUUAUCCAGAUUACUGUACUGUAGACUAAAUAACCCAGUAUUUACAUGUUAUCAUCUUAUUUUAGGUUUAUGUUAUAACCUUGUUGUUAUAGUUGCAGCUGGUAUUAUGCAGGAGACAGGUGCAUAUGUUUUUCCACAAGUGUUUUGUCAGUGACUAGGUUUAUUGAGAGCUACAGAAGGGGCAGUAUCUGCUUCACGCACCCUUAGUGGAAAUGAAUGUGUUGUCAUGGCUCCUGUUUUCUGUCACCUAGUGUAGAGCAGACUCCAGCUGUUCUUUUUUCUGUGAGGUGACAGAAGGGAACUGUAGCAGAGAUAAACUGUGCUGCAUGCAUUGUGUGUGUUUCAGUCCCAAGGAGGGAUUGCAGCUCCCUGGCUGGGUUGUUAGGAGGUUCUCUUGCGCCAAGAGAAUGCUAAGAACCCAACACACACACAUUAUUAAAAAAGGAUCAGACAGUCUUUGACACAUUUCACAAUCAAAUCAACUCUUAGUCAAGGCUCUACAGUAUAUAUAUUUUCCCCCAUGGGGUCCGACUGCACUGAAUUUUAUUCAUAAAGUGACUGCCAUGCAAAUGUUUCUUUUCGGCUUGCUAGUGCAGUUCCAUUGCCAGAGUGUAACAUUCAGUAAGGUUCUACGCUUGCAUUGUUACACUGCUAGUUUUUAAUUAAUGACAUAGCCAGGGUGAGGGAAGCAUAAAGUUCAUUGAGUCCCCUAGCUAAGGGGAAACUCCUGGUUCUGUGCAGUGUUAGAUAAAUUAAUCAGGUUAUGCCAUUGACAUUUGCUUCCACAAGGUAGACAUGUACUGCCCCUUUGAGAGCACAGACAUAAAUUGUUUGCAUUUAGGUUGCAAAUCUUUGUCUUUAACUCUAGUACUGUUUUUAGUUCAUGACGAUGGACAACUGGUGCCACUUUUUUUCAAAAUUCAGUGUGACACAAGGAAUCGGACGUUGAAGAUGAACAUAGAAUGUCUUUAAGCACUUAAAAUGCUGUUCACGCUUUCUUGUCGAGCAUCCUGGUCUAACACUCAAUAAGUACUGUAUCUCACUUUAAUCUGUUUGAGGGGAAAAAAAGAAUCUAUUCAACACUGUUAACUACAUAUAACUAUGUAGAGUUUUCUCACAAGCAAGAUGUUGGAAAUUUUAAUGUGGUUUCAAAGGGAUGAAUGUGAAUUAUUGAACUAGUAUGUGACAGUCAUUGUCCACAAAGGACUACUUAAUAGGAGGCACUUUUAAAACUUUAAUGCUUGAGAAAGAGUUAAAGGCAUAUGCGAGCUGACAGAUAAUAAAAGAAUACGAGAGAGGAAAAAGGAAAGAGGAAAAAAAUUAUUGUCCAGUGUUUUUGAAAAAGAUGGACUUUAAAGAAUCUUGCAAUUUGCACAUCUUGAGUUUAUCAUUUGUGUGGUAUUCCUGCAGUUUUUACCUAAUAAUGUUGUGGGGGAAGGGAGGGGGACUGAGAGAGCAUAAACAAAUGUAGCAAUUAUUUACUAACCUGCCUAAGCUCUAGGCCAUUUUAUAGAGUUAUGUUCCUUUUAAAGUUCAUUUUUGAUCUUUCUGCCAUAUCUGUUGCAAAGAACCAGGUCCUAGCAGGACAACUCGGAGAAUUUUUCUUCACAUACAUUGAGAGAGUUUUCCAGAAAAGACAUCUCUAUACAUAAGCAGGAUUUUAUUAAAAAAAGAAACUAUUAUUAUUUUAUUAUUAUUAUUAUUUGUUGUUUUAAUGACAUUUUCCAGUUGAAAUACAAUCUUGAUUUCAGAGUUUGGUACAAAACAGUAAGAGGGAAUGGGGGUUAAGUCUUUUUUUGUUCCCAGUAAUCUGAAACAAAGGUAGGGCCGGAUCCUUAGAGGUGCUGUGCACCUCUGGUUCCUGUCAACGGGAGGUGCAAGUACUUAGCACUUCAGGUGUGAGCUGAAGCCCGUUGCAUUCAAUCCCAUUGGUUUCAGUGGACUUUGGAUUAGCCCUCCGUGAUUAAGCCUUUAUAAUACUAUGACUUUUGUUCUGUAAUGGAGUUUGCAUCCUUCAAGUACUUUUGAAGAAGCUGUACUAAUAGGGAGAAGUAGGCUAUAAAAGUUCUUGAUUAGAGAUACAGUAUCUAAAAUGAACAAAUUCCUUAAAAAUCUCAUUUUCCCACUCCUAAAAUACUGUAU